Durotheca rogersii is the source of this 381-nucleotide messenger RNA. RefSeq names its product sterol-binding-like protein. The transcript has 3 exons. The coding region runs from base 1 to 381 and encodes 126 amino acids. Gene Ontology annotation, cellular component: cytosol. Lineage: Eukaryota; Fungi; Ascomycota; Sordariomycetes; Xylariales; Xylariaceae. The record is from RefSeq and is a predicted model, not a curated record.
AUGGGUCUCAAGAACGACAAGUUUCCCGCGUCAGCUGCCUUCGAUGCCAUCAACGACUCCCUGCAGUCGAGCGAAGCCGACCGGCAAGACGCCAUCAAGCAAGGCAACGCCGUAUUUGCGUUCACCUUGAAGAACGCGGCGGGGGAGACCGAGAGUUGGCAUAUCGAUCUGAAGGAGAAGGGCACUGUUGGCGCCGGCCUCGGAAGCAAGCCAACCGUUACACUAUCGCUCUCGGACGAGGACUUCGGCAAGCUCGUGGCCGGCCAGGCCAACGCCCAACGAUUAUUUAUGUCGGGGAAACUCAAGGUCAAGGGCGACGUGAUGAAGGCGACUAAGAUGCAGCCUAUCCUGCAGAAAGCGCAGACGAAGGCUAAGCUAUGA